UCGCACGACACAUUCGUACGGCACUGAGUCGAUCUGAGGUCGUACAACGAAAGCAGCUAGCGUUCCGACGUCCCGCGGGAUGAAGCCGUCUAGUGUAUCACCCGCUGUGGCGGCGCCCCCGCCAGAGCAUCCUCGGACGCCCUCACCGGCUCCGCCUGAACCAGAGGAAACGAGAGCCGGUUCGUCCGGGACUACAACUAUAGGCGGCACCACUGGAGUCACUAAUAUGGCAACUACCGUGCUGGGCAGUACCAUCGCGGGAACAACUAUGGCUACGACCAUGGCACCCGAUGGUGGUGAUAACAAUGAUGGAACCAUUGAGGGGGAUGCCAACCAACCGGAGCACGACGGACAAUUAGCCGACGGACUGCAGCCAGGUAGUCCGCAGGUCGCCAGUGGCUUGCCCUCGGUCUCACCCCUGGUUGGAUCCGGACAAUCACCAAUACCACCAGACACAGGAACGGCGGCAAUGGAACAAGGAGCCGGUGCUUCCCCAUUUUCUCCCGCGUUUUUCUGUCUGCUGGCUGCUAUUCCGCUUUCCAUAGCCAUCGGAAUCGUUUUCUAUCUGGUUCUCUCAAGUGUCGGUACAACAACUACUACUACUACUUCAGAGGAACCUACGACAAACGGAACGAAUGCCAGUGUGUCGUCAACUCGUCGAUCUGCUGAAGGGAUGGAUCUAGAAAACUACACUGGUGUGCCUAAUCUAGACAUCGUGAUUCCAUUGAUGGAGGACUUGGGCUUCAAAGAACUUGGCUCGGAAGUGGCAGAGCAGCUCAUUCACAAGAACGAUGGCGACGUUGUGAUUGUUGUGACGGAACCUGUGGUCCCAGCGAGCACUUCUGCAGCCACCAGUACAGCAGCACAGACAAACUACUCUUCAGCCUCAUAUCCCAUAAUUAAUGGCACCCGGUGGCCAGCCUCACCCACAAGAAACGACGCUUUAGAAAAUGCUACGACGUUUACAAUGCAGAAUAGCGAUACAAAUGAUAACAAUAGAACGAACGAAAGCUUGUCAUGAGCUUACAAACGCUUGCCGCAGUUGCGAAGGAAAUUCGUGACUGUGGGUGAGAAAGCAUGGACGACAGAACCUCCGGACGUAAAACAAACUGCAUUCCUGAAACAAACAAUGACAAUAAAUAGUGAAACAGUUACAG
Ornithodoros turicata is the source of this 1157-nucleotide messenger RNA. RefSeq lists its product as uncharacterized. Bases 80 to 1021 code for a protein of 313 amino acids. The record is from RefSeq and is a predicted model, not a curated record. Lineage: Eukaryota; Metazoa; Arthropoda; Arachnida; Ixodida; Argasidae. The transcript has 10 exons.